GCACCGUCGCUUGCUCCUGUAAGUUGUAGAGAUAACACAAGCGGAAAAAACUUCCGCCUUCUUCUGAAGUUCUUGCGUGCGUGGGUGCUGUGUUGUUGUUCUUGUUGUUAUUUACCACUAUCAGACGUAAAAAUAUUAGAUAAAAACAAAAAUAAUGCAAGAAACAUAUUUGUAUGAUCCAAAAGUGCUGCAGCAGCUCGAUUUUCAUCGCAGCCCAGCCAAGUUCCAGCCAUUCAUCUCGGCUGCCAAUCCUGGUGAACCAUGGAUGAAGGUGCGUCCUUUGAAGGAUACGGAUUAUGAUCGCGGCUUUCUGCAGCUGCUUUCCCAGCUCACACAUGUGGGCAACGUAACACGCACACAGUUUUUGACGCGCUUUUCACAGAUGAAAGCUAGCGGGGAUUAUUAUGUCACGGUUAUUGAGGACACACGCAAGGGUGAAAUCAUUGGAGCUGCCUCCCUAAUCAUUGAACGCAAGUUCAUACACAAUUGUGCAGUGCGUGGACGCUUGGAGGAUGUUGUGGUCAAUGACACCUAUCGUGGCAAGCAAUUAGGAAAACUCAUUGUUGUAACCGUGUCGCUGCUGGCCGAGCAAUUGGGCUGCUAUAAAAUGUCGCUGGAUUGCAAGGACAAACUCAUUAAGUUCUAUGAAACACUCGGCUAUGUUUUGAUACCCGGCAACUCGAAUUCAAUGACAAUUCGCUAUGACGAAGAGGCGCCAACAAAACGCAAUGUUACCUCAGCCUCUGCCGCAGGUGUUGUCAGCGAUGCUUGCCAAACUGUUGUUGUUAUAAUGCCCUUCAAGAGUACGUUUAUCAAGUAGCUUUUAACAAUCUACAGAUAUAUAUGUGUACGUUUUGCAUGUAAAUAUAUACAGUAAUUUUUAAAACAACAA
Messenger RNA from Drosophila sulfurigaster albostrigata, 892 nucleotides. It is a transcript of the gene Gnpnat, whose product is annotated as probable glucosamine 6-phosphate N-acetyltransferase. The coding region runs from base 155 to 820 and encodes 221 amino acids. Gene Ontology annotation, biological process: UDP-N-acetylglucosamine biosynthetic process. Gene Ontology annotation, cellular component: Golgi apparatus; endoplasmic reticulum; endoplasmic reticulum-Golgi intermediate compartment. The record is from RefSeq and is a predicted model, not a curated record. The transcript has 6 exons. Gene Ontology annotation, molecular function: glucosamine 6-phosphate N-acetyltransferase activity; monosaccharide binding. Lineage: Eukaryota; Metazoa; Arthropoda; Insecta; Diptera; Drosophilidae.